AUGGCCCCUCGACCAGCCUUCCGGUCGAAGAGAAUGCCCCAAGAGGAAAAGGGUCCCGCGACCAAGGAGGCCGCUAGCAGUUUUGACAAAAUGGGCGUCCAGGGAAAAGUUGCUGAUGUCGCCGAUGCCUUUGGUUCAGGGGACACUGUGUCGGUGGGUGACAUUUUUUGGAAGGAACACAGGAAAAGUUCCCACAGGUCCACUGACCCACGUGCGGACGCUGGGUUGAAGCGGCCAAAAGUGUCUUCCGCAGAAGUGGACAUGCCUCCUCGCACUGUUUCCACCCCUGCGGCGUCCAACCAUAUUUUCGGCUCUCAUAAGUAUGGUAAGUCCCGAUUCUAUGCGGAGUCCAUUUGGUCGAGUGACAGCUUGGUUCGGGGGCAACUGUUCGGUUAUGGGGAGUUGUGGCUGCGCUCUCGGCCCGAGGACUAUGGUGAGAUGCGGGUAUAUUUGGGGUUAAGCUCUUCUGGCGAAAUGAGCUCUGUGGAAGAAGAAACUUAUCACAUUGCUCAUUCUUUAGGAGCCGCUUCGAGUUCUCGGGUGAUCACAAACGUAGAUCACCACACCAUAGGUCUUCUACCCAACAAGGUUGUGGCGGAGUUCGCCGAUGCUUGCUCUGGCUAG
Messenger RNA from Miscanthus lutarioriparius, 624 nucleotides. Lineage: Eukaryota; Viridiplantae; Streptophyta; Magnoliopsida; Poales; Poaceae. The record is from the annotation of a GenBank genome assembly.